AUGGGAAAUUGCAUUCGAGAAAGUUCUGAUAUCACCACGCCAUACCCAAAUAAUCCUAUAGGUGCUACAAAAGGAGGUUAUUAUAGAAAAAGAAGCACAUUAUUGUUUCCACCACCACCAAUACAACACGUUGAUGAUGAUGAUUAUGGUAAAGAUGAUGAGAUUGUUCUAGCAACAUCAAGAUCUGAAGGCGAUAUACUACUAAUUUCAUCCCCUCAUUUAAAAUCCUUCACAUUCAAUGAUCUUAAGAAUGUUACUGGAAACUUUGAUAAUGAGAAUCUAAUAGGAGAAGGUGGAUUUGGUUAUGUUUAUAAGGGAUGGAUUAAUGCUCAUUCAUUUGACCCUGUCUUUGGAACUGGAACUGUUGCUGUAGCUGUAAAGAAGCUUAAACCUCAAGGUUUUCAAGGUCAUAAGGAGUGGUUGAGUGAAGUAAAUCAUCUUGGACAACUUCAUCAUCCAAAUCUAGUGAGACUUAUUGGAUACUGUUUUGAAGGGGAUAAUCGGCUUCUGGUGUAUGAAUACAUGCCAAAAGGAAGCUUAGAAAAUCACCUAUUUCAUAAGGGGAAUGAAACGCUUCCUUGGACAACAAGAAUGAAAGUUGCUAUUGAUGCUGCUAGAGGACUAACCUUCCUACAUGAAUCUGAGCAACAAGUCAUCUACCGAGACUUCAAGACUUCUAACAUUUUAUUAGAUUUGGAAUUUAAUGCAAAACUUUCAGAUUUUGGAUUGGCGAAAGCAGGGCCCAUUGGUGAUCGAAGUCAUGUUUCUACUCAAGUCUUGGGCACUGUAGGUUAUGCUGCUCCUGAAUAUAUCCUUACAGGUCGGCUAACUACAAAAUGUGACGUGUAUAGUUUUGGAGUAGUAUUAUUGGAAUUACUAACUGGAAGGCGUGCAAUUGAGGUAACAAAAUCUGGGAUGGAACAUAAUCUUGUGGAAUGGGCAAAACCCUAUUUGGGUGAUAGGAGGAAGUUGUUCAGGAUCAUGGACACUAAGUUAGCAGGACAAUACUCACAAAGGGCAGCUUAUAUAGUUGCUCUUCUUUCUUUGCAAUGCAUUAGUGAGCCCAAGUUCAGGCCUCAGAUGCUUGAUAUUUUAUCUACUUUAGAAAGGCUUCCGCUAACUAGUAAUAACCACUCACAUAGGGCCAAGACUAGGCCCAUCUCAUCAAGCCCAAGGUUACCCAGAGCCCCUAAUCAAUUGGUUUUAUCCCCUUUAAAAUAUAAUAAUAGUAAUAAUGAUAAUUAUUAUUCACCAUACAACACCGGCGGGUCACCCCUCUUGCAACCCACGCAGCAUUAUUAA
Arachis stenosperma is the source of this 1302-nucleotide messenger RNA. RefSeq names its product probable serine/threonine-protein kinase PBL18. Gene Ontology annotation, biological process: protein phosphorylation. The coding region runs from base 1 to 1302 and encodes 433 amino acids. The transcript has 6 exons. The record is from RefSeq and is a predicted model, not a curated record. NCBI's taxonomy places the organism in Eukaryota, Viridiplantae, Streptophyta, Magnoliopsida, Fabales, Fabaceae. Gene Ontology annotation, molecular function: protein kinase activity; ATP binding.